This is a messenger RNA of Cannabis sativa, 360 nucleotides long. RefSeq lists its product as uncharacterized. The record is from RefSeq and is a predicted model, not a curated record. The transcript is spliced from 2 exons. The coding region runs from base 1 to 360 and encodes 119 amino acids. Lineage: Eukaryota; Viridiplantae; Streptophyta; Magnoliopsida; Rosales; Cannabaceae.
AUGGAGGAAGUGGCGAUGGUGAGUUGGGGUAUUUGGCGUGCGCGGAAUAACUUUGUUUGGCAAAAAAGGAGUUGGUUUGCUUCAAAUAUUGUAACAUCAGCUAGAAACAUGCUUGAUCAAUACAAAUUUGCUCAGGAAAUGAAGGGCUUUUCGUUGUCUCCUUUUAAUGAUGGGAAGUGGACCUGUGAGCGUUGGAUUGCACCUGUGUUAAACAAGAUUAAAGUUAAUGUUGAUGGGGCUUUAUUUGAACAAGAGGGGCGGUUUGGAGUGGACUGUGUAGCUCGAGAUCAUCAUGAAACCAUGGUAGAAGCUUUCAAGAAGGGAAAGGUUGGAAGUACUGGACAAGCUGGUGACCUUUAA